This is a messenger RNA of Vitis vinifera (wine grape), 534 nucleotides long. It is a transcript of the gene CTR4, whose product is annotated as copper transporter. Bases 1 to 534 code for a protein of 177 amino acids. Gene Ontology annotation, biological process: copper ion transmembrane transport; intracellular copper ion homeostasis. The transcript has a single exon. Gene Ontology annotation, cellular component: plasma membrane. Gene Ontology annotation, molecular function: copper ion transmembrane transporter activity. The record is from RefSeq and is marked provisional. NCBI's taxonomy places the organism in Eukaryota, Viridiplantae, Streptophyta, Magnoliopsida, Vitales, Vitaceae.
AUGUAUAUCAGCCCCAUCAGCCUCUUCCCAGAACCAAAACACGUCAAGGAAAUGGAUCACGAUCACGAUCACGAUCACGGUCACAUGCACAUGUCGCCACCGCCAGCGAACUCCACCGGGAUGCCACCCAUGCACCACAUGGAGAUGAUGAUGCACAUGACAUUCUACUGGGGGAAGAAAGCCGAGAUUCUCUUCUCUGGCUGGCCCGGAACACGCAGCGGCAUGUACGCGUUAGCCUUGAUCGUCGUCUUCGUUAUGGCCAUCAUCGUGGAGUGGCUUUCCCAUUUCCAGCUGAUCAAGCCUGGGUCGACCCAUGUAGCCGCAGGGGUGGUUCAGACGCUGCUGCACGCUAUUCGGAUGGGUCUGGAGUAUAUGGUGAUGCUGGCUUUGAUGUCCUUCAAUGGCGGAAUGUUUCUGGUGGCGGUGGCCGGACACGCAGUGGGGUUUUUGGUUUUUGGGAGUAGGCUUUUCAGGGGGAGUGAAACGUUGCGGCCGUCGGAGAAGGCCUUUUAUCUUUCUCCAAUGAGUUGCUGA